This is a messenger RNA of Triticum dicoccoides, 939 nucleotides long. Its product is annotated as protein mono-ADP-ribosyltransferase PARP4-like. NCBI's taxonomy places the organism in Eukaryota, Viridiplantae, Streptophyta, Magnoliopsida, Poales, Poaceae. The record is from RefSeq and is a predicted model, not a curated record. The coding region runs from base 1 to 939 and encodes 312 amino acids. The transcript is spliced from 4 exons.
AUGACACUCUGCAAAGAUCUAGUACUCACCCAUCUACCAAUAGUUAUUCCAAGCAUGCCAGGCAUCGACCAAAGCUUCAACGCCCACGCCUACCUGCGUUACAUCUUCGGUGAGAAGAACGAGCCGGAGCAGGUCGGGGAGCAUGAGCUUCAUCGGCCGGUGCAGACACCAUGGCCCAUCGGUAGCGAUAUCGGUGUCACAGUCCUUGGGAGCACAAUCAACAUAUUGCAGAGGAGGUGUGAUGAGCAGUUUGCCAUCCACCGUGCAAAAGAUCCAAAGCUGCUCGGCGGCAUGAUCGAUGACCCACCUAAAGAACCGCCAUCAUCCACCCUUCGCCGCCGCUGCCACCUACCUCAAGAUGAUCCCGCCGCCCGGGCCCGCGCGCCACCACCGCUCUUCCUCUGCCCGCCGACCCACCCCGUUCCUGAGGCCUCGCUCGCCGGCUUCCGCCGCGGGGCCGAACCCAACCCAAGCCUCGCCGUGGACCAACUCCUCUCCCCCAACCCCGCCGCCGCGGGCCUCCUCUUCUCCAACCCCGGGCUCUCUAGCGUCGGUGCACCGCUGCCGCCCCCACCCUCUCCCCUUCCCAAGCUGCUUAGGCGGUGCCCAGAUCUGCCACCGCCGUCCUCUACAACCACGCCCACGCAGCGGCAGAUGAAGGAGGAGUUAGGGGCGGAGCGGCGGGGCCCUUCCUCCGCCUCCGUGGUACAUGGCGUCUACGAGCCAUUCCUCCGCCUCUACCUCGCCGACUCUCGUCGCCUCUGUGGAGUGAAGAUCUUGACAGGACUGCCUCCCUCUACUGCCUCGCUCCCCACGGCGGUGAGGCGAGACCGACUGGCGACGCGCGGCAAGGCCAUCGGGGGAGCUCUGGCGGCAGCACAAGGAGCAGAGCGGCGGAGCAGCAGCACUGGCACGGGCUUAUAUAUUGUUGGCUUGUAG